Micromonas commoda is the source of this 859-nucleotide messenger RNA. Its product is annotated as mitochondrial carrier family. Gene Ontology annotation, biological process: transmembrane transport. Lineage: Eukaryota; Viridiplantae; Chlorophyta; Mamiellophyceae; Mamiellales; Mamiellaceae. The record is from RefSeq and is a predicted model, not a curated record. The annotation marks the transcript as partial. The transcript is spliced from 2 exons.
AUGUGCGGCGGCGUGGCGGGCGCGUUCAGCAAGACGUGCACCGCACCGCUCGCGCGCAUCACGAUUCUGCGCCAGCUGCAGAGCACGGGCGCCGUGGCGGGAUGGGCGGGCACCGCCAAGGUUGGCAUCGUCCCCGCGCUCGCGAAGAUCAUCAGGGAGGAGGGAGUCCGCGCGCUGUGGAAGGGGAACAUGGUCACGGUCAUACAGCGCCUGCCUUACUCCUCCAUCAACUUUUACCUCUACGAGAACAUCAUGGACUUCCUCGAGGGCGAGGGCGCCUUCGGCCGGGGCAGGAACGAGGGACGGGGUCUCGGCUGGGACGUCGCGCGGAGGCUCGUCGCGGGUGGCUCCGCGGGGAUGAUCGCGUGCGCGUGCACGUACCCGCUGGACCUCGUGCGAACCCGUCUGGCGGCGCAGACCACCGUGCGCCACUACGACGGCUUGUUGCACGCGCUGUUCGUCAUCGGGAGCAAGGAGGGACCGAGGGGUUUAUACCGGGGCUUGGCUCCGACGUUGGCGCAGAUCGGUCCGAACCUCGCAAUCAACUUCGCCGCGUACGAGACGUUAUCGAAGCUGGCCAAGGAGCACGAGCUGGGCGAACGCGUGCCACCCGCGAUCGUGUCGCUCGCGUGCGGCAGCACGAGCGCGGUGGUCAGCGCCACCGCCACGUACCCCCUGGACCUGGUUCGGCGCCGGCUGCAGAUGCGUUGCGCGCAAGACAGGGGGCACGGAUUCGUCCGGGUGUUUCGCGACAUCUUCGCCGCGGAGGGUUUCGGCGGGUUCUACCGGGGGAUCAUACCGGAGUACGCCAAGGUGGUGCCCGGGGUGAGCAUCACGUACAUGACGUACGAGCUGCUGA